Labrus bergylta (ballan wrasse) is the source of this 1844-nucleotide messenger RNA. Its product is annotated as D(1)-like dopamine receptor. Gene Ontology annotation, cellular component: plasma membrane. The record is from RefSeq and is a predicted model, not a curated record. NCBI's taxonomy places the organism in Eukaryota, Metazoa, Chordata, Actinopteri, Labriformes, Labridae. Gene Ontology annotation, biological process: adenylate cyclase-activating adrenergic receptor signaling pathway. Gene Ontology annotation, molecular function: G protein-coupled receptor activity.
AGAAAAGCGGCUUUACGCGCGGAUUUGUAUCACCUUUAAAUACAUUUUAAUUACGCUUUCAGUGGCGAGAAAUGGAAAACUACACGACGUGGAAUAAUUUCACACAAGUUCUGUCGGAGCUGGACGGCGCGGGUGGAGAGGAAGAAGAGGACGAUGACGACGGCGGUGCCGGUGGAGGGAGCGGCGGUCUGCGUGUCCUGAUCGGCUGCGUCCUCUUCCUACUCAUCGUCUCUACGCUGCUUGGAAACACUCUGGUGUGCGCCGCCGUGGUCCGCUUCCGUCACCUGCGCUCCAAAGUCACCAACUUCUUUGUCAUCUCUCUGGCAGUGUCUGACCUUUUUGUGGCCGUGCUCGUGAUGCCAUGGGAGGCCAUAACAGAAGUGACCGGCACAUGGCUGUUUGGACGUUUUUGUGGGGUCUGGAUCGCCUUUGAUAUCAUGUGCUCCACAGCCUCCAUCCUGAACCUUUGCAUCAUCAGUGUGGACCGCUACUGGGCCAUCGCAAGCCCAUUCAAAUACGAGCGAAAGAUGACUCACCGGGUGGCGUUUGUCAUGAUAGGGGUGGCGUGGACACUUUCGAUCCUGAUCUCUUUCAUUCCUGUGCAGCUGAACUGGCACCAGGCCGGGGAAGAGGAUGACAAAGACGUUAUGGAGAUGGUGGAACUGCUGAUUUCCAGUGGCAGGAACAUUACAAACAGCAGCAUCAACCUCAACGCCAGCUCCAUCGCCAAGAGCUGUGUGGCCAACCUGAACAAAACUUAUGCCAUCUCUUCCUCACUUAUCAGCUUCUACAUCCCAGUGGUGAUCAUGAUCGCCACCUACACUCGCAUCUACAGGAUUGCUCAGACCCAAAUCCGCAGGAUCACUUCUUUGGAGAGGGCGGCGGAGCAGGCGCAGAACCAAGGCCUCGGAGUGAACAGGAACCAGCAGCAGCAGCAUCACAGGCCCAACGAUGAAGCCUCAUUGAAGUCAUCCUUUAAGAAAGAAACUAAAGUCCUGAAGACGCUCUCCAUCAUCAUGGGGGUGUUUGUCUUCUGCUGGCUGCCGUUCUUCGUCCUCAACUGCACUGUCCCGUUCUGUGACCCUCCCUGCGUCAGCGACACCACCUUCACCGUCUUCGUGUGGUUCGGUUGGGCCAACUCCUCCCUCAACCCGGUCAUCUACGCAUUCAAUGCUGACUUCCGCCGAGCUUUCUCCACCAUUUUGGGUUGCAACCAGAUCUGCACGAACAACACGGUGGAGGCUGUGAACUUCAGCGAUGAGCUCGUUUCGUACCACCAUGACACAACGCUCCACAAGGAGCAGCUGGUCCCUGCGCAGCCACAGCAGCUUGCCCGCACUAUUGACGUUGGGUCUGACCACAUGGAUGAUAUGAGCGCCCAGUUCGAUGAGGAGUCGAUCAUCUCCAAUGGCUCCAGGGGCCACAACAGGCUGCUGCUGCUUCCAGCUAAUGUCCAGUUGGAGGACGACCCAGAACUGUCUUUAGAAACAAUCACACCGUUCACCUCAGCUGCAGGACUAGAGAGUGAAGCUCUUAUACCAGGACAAGUCCACCAGGAUGGAUAGGACAGGAACGGCAUUGACGUGAUCCCAUUAAUGUUUGCUGUUUUUAUAUUUAAAAUAAUGGAGGACAUUAAAGGCUUCAUAACCCUUCUGCUUUCUAAGACACAGAGCAGCCUUAUGUUCUUUAGAGAAAAGAAGCCUUAUGGCCUUAGGUUCAGAUAAAAUGCCAACAUCAGGAUUGUGACAGUUGGAUGUUUUUUUUUAUUUUUAUUUUUUAAAUGUUUGAACUUGUUUAAAUGGAAGCAGAUUUGUUAAGUUAGUACAGGUUAUUGACAUUAAAUG